AUGGCGAUCAAGUGGAACCUACCGGACCGACCAUGGAUCAAAGUUAACACGGAUGGGGCUUUUAAUGCGGAAACAGGUAAGGCCGGGGGGGUGGUAUGGGAUGCCGAGGGCAAGCUGCUUGUGGCCUUUGCAACACCCCUCAAAGCUCACUCGGCCCUCGAGGCUGAACUCAUGGCCCUACAACUUGGAUUGGAACUCGCUAAGGAGUUUGAGCGACCUAUCUGGAUUGAAUCGGAUGCGGAACAGGCAAUCAAUCUUCUGAAAGGCUCGAAAUGGGGCCCGACUCACUCUUGCCGAGCCAUGGCGCGCCUUACGAUCACCAAGAGACAAAUCACUUUCCGGGCCACUUUCAUCCACCGAGAGGGUAAUAAGCCGGCGGAUCUCCUAGCCAAAAUGGGGUUGUCGUUGGAGAACUUUAGCCGCUUGACAAGACACACAGCCCCAAGAUUACUUACUGCCAUGAUCAGAAUGGACGAGAUGGGAAUCCCUAAUGUUCGGAUUCGAGAGGAAGAAUAG
Molecule: messenger RNA, 516 nt
Organism: Salvia splendens (bonfire salvia)
Lineage: Eukaryota; Viridiplantae; Streptophyta; Magnoliopsida; Lamiales; Lamiaceae
Exons: 1
Coding region: 1-516 (171 amino acids)
Molecular function (GO): RNA-DNA hybrid ribonuclease activity; nucleic acid binding
Source: RefSeq, a predicted model, not a curated record